UUUGAGUUGUUCUAGGAGUAUAUGAAGAAGCCUAGGAUAAUUAGCUUAAAAGACAUUAAAUCUGGUUAUAUACAUUUUGGGCAUCAGUUUGAUGUUUGCUAGUGAUAUCUCAUGCUGUGCAGUUAUGCUUUGCUUCUAGGGGCUUUUCUUUCUAAAACAAUAGAAAGCUCUUUUCAUUCUCUGUGUGCUGCAUGUUCCAGUGUGUGUUUACACCAUCGGCUUCUACCUCUAGAGAUUAGCAUAACUCCCUUUGCUGUUCGAUUGUUGUUUUGAGCAAUAUGUUUUGGAAAGGUUGGUUUUCAUCAUGAGUGCAUGCAAAUCAUCAGAAGCAUCUGCUUGCUCCUCUUCAGAAGUAUCUGUGAAAGAGUUUCUAGCCAAAGCCAAAGAAGACUUUUUAAAAAAGUGGGAAAAUCCUGCUCAGAAUAAUGCCGGCCUGGAGGAUUUUGAAAGGAAAAAAACUCUUGGAACAGGUUCAUUUGGAAGAGUCAUGUUGGUGAAACACAAGGCCACUGAGCAGUAUUAUGCUAUGAAGAUCUUAGAUAAGCAGAAGGUUGUUAAACUGAAGCAAAUAGAGCAUACUUUGAAUGAGAAAAGAAUAUUACAGGCAGUGAAUUUUCCUUUUCUUGUUCGACUGGAGUAUUCUUUUAAGGAUAAUUCUAAUUUAUAUAUGGUUAUGGAAUAUGUUCCUGGGGGUGAAAUGUUUUCACAUCUAAGAAGAAUUGGAAGGUUCAGUGAACCCCAUGCACGGUUCUAUGCAGCUCAGAUAGUGCUAACAUUCGAGUACCUCCACUCACUAGACCUCAUCUACAGAGAUCUAAAACCUGAAAAUCUCUUAAUUGACCACCAAGGUUAUAUCCAGGUCACAGAUUUUGGGUUUGCUAAAAGAGUUAAAGGCAGAACUUGGACAUUAUGUGGCACUCCAGAAUAUUUAGCUCCAGAAAUAAUCCUCAGCAAGGGCUACAAUAAGGCAGUGGAUUGGUGGGCAUUAGGGGUGUUAAUCUAUGAAAUGGCAGCUGGCUACCCCCCAUUCUUUGCAGACCAACCAAUUCAGAUUUAUGAAAAGAUUGUUUCUGGAAAGGUUCGAUUCCCGUCGCACUUCAGCUCAGACCUCAAGGACCUUCUACGGAACCUGCUGCAGGUGGACCUGACAAAGCGCUUUGGAAAUCUAAAGAACGGUGUGAGUGAUAUAAAAACUCACAAGUGGUUUGCCACAACAGAUUGGAUUGCCAUUUACCAGAGGAAGGUUGAAGCUCCAUUCAUACCAAAGUUCAGAGGCUCUGGAGAUACCAGCAACUUUGAUGACUAUGAAGAAGAAGAUAUCCGUGUCUCUAUAACAGAAAAAUGUGCAAAAGAAUUUUGUGAAUUUUAAACAUGAGCAACAAGAGGACAUCAGAGCUCACGCUCAGUCUUUGCACUCUGUUGGGAGAUCAAGGUGGAGCUGAGACCGUCCUUGUUGAAGCAGUUACCCAGUUCCUUCAUUCCAGCGACUGAGUGAGGUCUUUAUUGCCAUCAUCUGUGUGUGCACUCUGCGUCCACCGUGUAGCCAGGCACCGCUAAGCCAGCAUUGUCUGCCAUGGCACAGAACUAGACACGUCCCUGCUUCUCUUUGGUUUGUCUUCUCCUCUCCUGCAUCCAUUGUUUUCUUUUUCCUUUUCGUUUGUUUUCCUCCAAACAGUGCUCUGUUUUAUUUUGCUGGUGUUUCAGAUGGGCAGUGUUAUGGCUAUGUGACAUUUGAAGGGAAGGAUAAGUGUUGCUUUUAGUAGUUCUUGUCAAUAUUUUUGUUGGUCAAUGGCUCGAAGAGAUACUUCCUAAUAAUUAUUUUUACUUGGAGUAGCUCAGACUCAGUUUUGCCAGAACUCUUGACAAUUUUUGAAGAUAGACUGUUUUAUCACCAAGGAAAUAUAUAUAAAUUAAAAUACUAACUUUCUUAAAAGCCACUGUUCUGGCCAUAAAUUUGGAUAGACUAACAUAGAGUAGCUAGAUCCAGAAAUAUGGAUUCCUAUAGAUCAGAGGUUCUAGUUUCCCUCACCUCUUUUUUUAUAUCAUCCUCCCCUUGAGUAAUUAAAUAACCAGCCUGUGCAGUGUGACAAACAUGUCGCAUUCGCAAGAAAAACUAAUCGUUGGAUUAUCAUCAUCCAGAUUCUCUCUCUUGGUAUCAGCAUUUCUGUAGGUAUCAGAGAAGAGUUGUAAUAUUUCUAAGCCUUGACUCUUCCAUAAGGGUUUUAGCCAGUGUUUUAAUAGAAUAUGACUAAUGAAAGUGACAAAACGUUAAGUUUCUCAAGUAAGUCCUCAUUGUAAACUUUUUAAAGGAAAAGAAAUGACUAAAAGGAACAUUAAUGUGGACAAAUACUUUAUUAAAUCAAGCAAAUGGCUUAAUUUUUGUAAACACUAUAGACAUGCUCUUAUUUAAAUGAGGUUUUCCAUGUUUUUGCUUUGCUAUGUUUUAUCACAGCUAAGAACAAAGGACGUUGUUCAGGUUCUUAUUUGUCAGCCUGAGGUAAAGGUUGUCUUGCAACUUUGACAUUUAUCCUGUGCCUCAUCAAUGAGGAAAGGAACAAACUUUAUAAAACUGCCACAAUUGUAUUUUAAUUUUGAGAUGUGAUAUUUUCAGAUAUGUAAUAAUUUCUAGCCUCUUCUUUUAGUAAACAAAAUGUGUGAUCAUACAGAUGCUAUUUUAGCAUUGAAGCUUAGUUUUUUUAUAUACUCUUGCCAACUGACUUAACAACGUUGUGGUGAUGUGGAAAUUUCCAGCACGUUUGCACAUUUAGUUUAGUGUUUGUUGAGAGUCCAGGGCUUAACUCCGUUGUUAAAACAAUUUUUUGCUUUGCUUUUAUAUUUUCCCAUCUGGUUUUUUUCUCUGUGUCAGUGACCUGUCUUAAAACAACACACCAAAAGAGCUGAAAAUAAACUGUGCUCAUUUUUUAUGAUCUAUUAACAUGCAUAUAAGAGUUGUUUUUAAUCAAAUUGAUCUUAAGGUAUGUCAGCAUUCUGUUUGCUUCAUUAUCGGUGCAGGUAGGUCACUGACUGCUUUUCAUCUCUCCCACACACACCCCUGUAAAACCUUGGAAGACAUUGAAAAAGCCUGUCUGAGAUGUUUUCUGGAUUGAUCUGUAUAUCUUGGUUGUCAAGCGUUUCUGCAUGGUUAUGUCGUUUAUAAGCUGAUACUGAUUUCAGCUUCUGGUCCACCUGUAUUUAAAAUGUGCAAGAAAUAUGAGCUACUUUGCCGUAGCAAGUUUGUUGUAACAGAAAUAUAUCAUCGUGUUGAUAAACUUAUAAAGCUUCAUUUGUAUAAAAUAUUUUAAUUAGUUUUUUUGCAUUUCAUUUAGACCCAAGAACAUGCUGAUCAUUGUAUUCUAUAUGUAUGCUACAAAGUCUAUGGUAGCUUUGUUGUAUAUUAUUGUAAAAUUAUUUUAAUAAAUCAUGGGGAUGACAAUUUGAUUAUUACGUUUUAGUUUUCAGUAAUUCAAAAGAUUUCUAUGAAUUCUAAAAAUAUUUUUUUUAAUGAAAUUGCUAUUGUCCAGCACAACAUGCUGUAAAAUCUCUCUGGGUAGAUGACCCAUAGGCAAUAUGUUAUUGUUUUUAAGAGCUAUUUAGCCAUUCCAUCUUCUGUCUAUUUAAAGGACAUGAGCAAGCUUUUAAAUAUAUCAAGGAAGUCUCUUUCCAACCUAUCCAGGACACUAAAUUAGAAUAUCUUAAAAUUAUACAAAAUUCUCAAUGUCUGCCACAAUUUAGCCAAGAACAAUAUACAUACUUGAAUAAAAAAUAAGUGGCAUGAAUCAGUAUUUAGCCUUCAAUUACAUUAUUUGAAACAGAAGAAAUUUUAUUUUAAUUGGUAAAUAAUAAGCAGAUGGCAUUGUAGAGGAAGGAGCCCUAGACUGAAAGCCAGGACAUCCUAGUUUCAGGCCUGGUCUGUCACUGUCAGCAUGGCCUUGGCCUCAGCUCUCUUAUCUGUAAAAUGGAGGAAUUCCACUGCACAGUUUCCAAGGUCCCUGCUAACUUCCACAUGUUGUGGUCAGAUUCUUUUUAUGACUUUCUGAAGGGAUAACAUGGUUUGAAGUGAAUCUAGUUAAGGUGAUGUUUUAGGGCAACUUUCUUCUUAUCUCUUACAGUGUUCUUACAACUCUUUGAAUAUCAUGAGAACCUCCUGUCUGUUCAAAUUCUCUCUUCCUUCACUGAUGCUCAAUAUCCAAAUGAUAUCAAACUGUCAACCUACCAAAAAAAGAUAUUGUGGCUUGUGGGGUAGUGUUAUCAUGGUUUUGAUACGAUCUCAUAUUGACUGCCCAUUGGCCUGAAAAUACUCAUUGUAAGCUUGGAAAAAAAAAAUUUCUUUCCCACUGAUUGGGGUUUUUUUUCUGCUUAUUGUAAGAAUUAAAUGAAAUAAUGUAUGUGAAAGCACCUUGUAACCUGUAACCUAUCAAUGUAAAAUGUUAAGGUGUAUUGUUAUUUCAUUAUUUACUUCUUUGUUUAGAAUGGAAUUUCCUAUGCACUACUGUAGCUGGGAAAUGCUGAAAACAACCGUGUUUUUUAAUUAAUCAAUAACUGUAAAAUUAAAGUAACUUCAAAGGAUGAAACAA
Molossus molossus (Pallas's mastiff bat) is the source of this 4574-nucleotide messenger RNA. RefSeq names its product protein kinase cAMP-activated catalytic subunit beta (gene PRKACB). Gene Ontology annotation, biological process: peptidyl-serine phosphorylation. Gene Ontology annotation, molecular function: ATP binding; cAMP-dependent protein kinase activity. Gene Ontology annotation, cellular component: nucleus; cAMP-dependent protein kinase complex. The coding region runs from base 305 to 1369 and encodes 354 amino acids. The transcript is spliced from 12 exons. The record is from RefSeq and is a predicted model, not a curated record. Lineage: Eukaryota; Metazoa; Chordata; Mammalia; Chiroptera; Molossidae.